AUGACGGUCUUUAUCGCAUCCCUGUUUCUCCCUUAUACCAUUGAUUUCAAGUCGACGGGGUUGAAGAGUGCAAAGUCGCUUCGUCGCAAGUCUUCACCUAGCUAUGCGGCUGUUGAUGGAUCGGGCGCCACACCCAUCAUUGGUCGCCUGGCGGAUACCCACAAGCCUCGACAAAGGUCCGCAAGUUUGGAACUUACCCCGGGAGCGACCACUGAAGACGAAAAGAUCUUCAAGGCAUACAUAUCGCGUUCAGCAGGGGAGAUACCUUUAGCGGACGAUCCUAAUGGCCCUGGUCCCAACGAGCCUCGGGCCGUUCCAUGGGGCCAGAGCCGCAAGUUCAACCAACCUCGCUCAAAAGCGAUAGUUCACCCUGAGCCAUCUAUUUUAAGUCGCCCAGCCUCGCGACAAGAAUCAAAGGAAUCGGCCUUCCUGAAUGGCGGGGGCAUACUUCCUCCGGCACCCACAGAAAUAGGCAGCCCUCGGGCACUACUCUCUGCCGAGGACUGGGUCGUCAAGGCAGCAGAGCAAGGAAACGGAGGUCUCCAUAAUGCAAUUAAUGCGGCGGCAAAUGCAGGCCUCCUCGAAAAUAAGAUGUGGGUGGGGACGCCAGGCAUGCCCACCGACUCGCUGACAGACAUGACGCGACAUCUUAUCGACGAGACCUUCCAGACCGAGUACGAGUCCCUGACUGUAUUUGUAGGUGACAGCGAAUUCGAAGGCCACUAUACCCAUUUCUGUCACUCUGUGCUCUGGCCCGCUCUUCAUUAUCAGAUGCAAGAGAGUCCGCGUCAUACUGAGUAUGAUGACUAUUCGUGGAAACAAUACCUCAAGGUGAAUGAAGCAUUCGCCAAGACCAUCGCGAACCACUGGCGCCCGGGAGACACUAUCUGGGUGCAUGAUUAUCACCUGCUCGCACUUCCGGCACUUCUGAGGAAGAAGCUGCCGCGGGCAAGAAUCGGGUUCUUCCUGCACUCGGCGUUCCCUUCUUCGGAGGUGUUUCGCUGUUUGAACUCGCGCGAUGCGUUACUGGAUGGACUCCUCGGGGCGGAUUUGAUUGGAUUUCAAACAGAAGAAUAUUGUUAUCAUUUCAUUCAUUCUUGCAGUCGGCUCCGGCAAUUGCAGGUUUCCGUUGAUGGUGUACAAGUCAAUCACCGGUUUGUGCGGGUCAAGAAUUAUCCUCUGGGAAUUGAUUAUCAGUCACUCAAUGCACUGCGCCAAUCUGUUGAGGUAAAAGACUGGAUCUCGAACAUCGAUGAGAAAUACCGAGGGAAGCACCUGAUUGUUGCUCGCGAUCGGCUCGAUGCACCUGGGGGUAUCAAGCAGAAGCUCCAGGCCUAUGAGCUCUUUCUGGAAAGCUAUCCCAAAUGGAGAGAGAAUGUGGUCCUUGUUCAAGUGGCAUCUUCGGCAUCGGAGAUUCCAGAGCUGGAAGCUCAGGUCUCAAAAAUUGCCAUGAGGAUCAACUCAGUCUACUCCACACUCACCCAUUCUCCCUUUGUUCUUCUGAAACAAGAUAUCAGUUAUUCUCAGUUUCUCGCACUGAUGAGUGUGGCGGAGAUAUACAUGGUCACCAAUCUUCGUGAAGGAAUGAACCUCACAAGCCACGACUUCGUCCACUGUCAAGAUGGGCAGCUCGUUUCCCAGAAGCACGGCUCUCUUAUACUGAGCGAGUUCACUGGUAGUGCAUCCAUAUUUCACGGCCACCCGCUCCUUGUUAAUCCAUGGGAUUACAAACAAUGCGCCGAUGCGAUCAAUACAGCACUGGAAAUGUCACCAGAGCAAAGACAGCAAAACUGGGAGUUCCUUCUAGAACGCAAAGCCCCACACACAGCCCUCGCCUGGUUCUCCUCCAUUCAAAGCGCACUCACCGAAGCCCACAGCAUGCAACAGUCUCGCGAGACACACGCAGUCACUCCCCUCCGGCUAGACACUCUCAAAGAGUCCUACCAUGCCGCACGUAAACGCAUCUUCUUUCUCGAAGACGGCGCGACCUUCAUCCCCGACAAAACUCACCCAUCCACAGAAGCAACUGACCUCAUUCAAGCUCUAGUUCUCGACCCUAAAAACACAGUCUAUCUAACCAGCAAGAACAGCCCCGAACAACUCGACGACACAGCUCGCACCCUCUCCCCGCGCGUCGGGCUAAUCGCCGAGAAUGGCUGUUUCGCUAGACCCAGCUCUAAACUUCAAGACGAAGAAAGCGUAAAAGCGGCCUGGGAGGCCCUCGUCGACGUCACAGGCACAAGUGACUGGCGCGCUGGCAUCCGCAAGGUAAUCGAGUACUUCCAAGAACGCACAGAAGGCAGCACAAUCGAGGAACGCCGCUGUUCACUAACAUUCGACUACACCCACGCUCUUGAUCGCGAUCUCGCCGCGCACCAAGCCUCCGAGCUAGCAGACCAGAUAAACGGUGCACGCGGUAGCGAGGCUAUCCGCGUUGUACGCGAUAUAAGUGCUGUGAGCGUGGAGCCACUACAUGCCUCCAAGGCUGCUGCGGCCUCGAUCCUGCUGGAACGCUUGCCAGCUGAUGAGUCGGCUGACUUUAUCUUUGUGGCGGGUGGGGCGAGAGGAGAUGAAAGUUUGUUUCGGUGGGCGAAUCAGUUGACUAGUGUGCAAGGUGUCUAUGGCAAUGGCAAUGGCAAUGGCAACGGACAUCAAAAUGGAAAUGGAAAUGGAAAUGGACAUGGAGACGGAUAUAAGGCUCGGACUGUGACGACUGUUACAGCUGGCACGCAUGCCACCGAAGCGAGUGCCGUCCUGCCAACAGGAUUGUCGUUGUUGGACGUAUUGCGGCUGCUGGUGUUUCCGCAUCUUGUUGGCGUGGCUUCGAGAUGCAGAGAUCUCGGAGCGUAG
Penicillium longicatenatum is the source of this 2850-nucleotide messenger RNA. Its product is annotated as trehalose-6-phosphate synthase. The transcript is spliced from 3 exons. The record is from RefSeq and is a predicted model, not a curated record. Gene Ontology annotation, molecular function: catalytic activity. Lineage: Eukaryota; Fungi; Ascomycota; Eurotiomycetes; Eurotiales; Aspergillaceae. Bases 1 to 2850 code for a protein of 949 amino acids. Gene Ontology annotation, cellular component: cytosol; alpha,alpha-trehalose-phosphate synthase complex (UDP-forming). Gene Ontology annotation, biological process: trehalose biosynthetic process.